Molecule: messenger RNA, 5502 nt
Organism: Microcebus murinus (gray mouse lemur)
Lineage: Eukaryota; Metazoa; Chordata; Mammalia; Primates; Cheirogaleidae
Source: RefSeq, a predicted model, not a curated record
AAUCGGGCGUGAGAGACGGUCCCGCCAGCAUCAGCGCAGUGGAGGGCGCCCUCCUCGGGACGCCUCCCGUGGUCCCUCCCACCCCGCCACCAUCGCUGUUCAUUCAUUCAUGUGCUCGUUCAUUCAUUCAUUCAUUCAUUCAUUCAUUCAUUCAUUCAUUCCCCGCCAUAUAGAUCCCAGUUCUGACUGCUCCGCACCCAAAGGCUGGCGCUUCCCCGAGGCCCCUGGAGGAUUAGUUUCCUUCCUCUCUCAUCCGGAUCUGCGCUUGUAGCGGCCCGCUGUGCCCGAGAGGCAGCGCAGAGCUGUCCCAGCACGACUCGGCCGCACCCGUGCGCCAGGCCCGUCCCGGGCGGGCGGGCUGGGGCGGGUCUCCCAGCUUCAAGAUCUGGUCCAAAGUCGCCCUGAGGGGAAGAAAAGUUCUUGCAGCUGGGAAGGAGUAAAGAGGCAGGGUAGACAGGAGGUGGCCUUGCAAGUGACAUCAAUAACUGUGGCUUCUCCUCGAGGUCUUGAGAUCCUAGAGGUGAGGUUAUUUGCAUGAAGACAGGGCCAGUGGAUGAGCUAUAAAUUCCUGCCCCUGUCUCGGUCCCAAUUGCAGUCUGAGCUCCGGGGGGCAGUCUGCCAUCCCUGGCCAGCUAGCACUGGGAUAGGUAGGGUGCAUGUGUGAGCUCUGUGCCCAAAUCAGGCCUGGACACACUGGGGUGUGGACCCCUAGGGGCUCCCUCUGCUCUGUCCUCAAAGGAACUGGUGGGGCUCUACGCAGCUGUCAUUUCCCCUCUUUGCUUUCCUUACCCCACCCUCACCAUGCAUGAUCAUUCAAAGGUGCCCCUCUGCAGGGGUCAGGCUCCUCGGGAAUGAGAGCGGGUGCCCUGACAAUCUGUGAUGUCUUUGCCCCAGGUGCACCUCUAGCUGGCUCUGAAGUCCGGCUCCUUUCAGAGCAAAGACUUAUGGCAUUGCCAGGAGGGGUGGCACAGAGGGUGUCCCUCCCAUUCUUCCGAGAGGGGCCAGUAUGCUCCUCUACAGUUUUUGGAUCAGGCUGGGAUCCAGUCCAGUCGUGCUACAGACGCUCUUAGGUUUGAAGUUGUAGUUUGACAGACAUUGAGGGGAGCCUCCGUGGGCAUCUCUGGGGCAAACCGGCUGGUCCAGAGGGCAAAGCUGGUACAGAGGCAGCUACUGAGCUUCCAGGCAGUUUCUGCUGGGGCAGAGAGAAGUCUUCCUUCCCAACUUCCCCUGAGGAGACUGUUCUUAAUAGCCAGGAGAGAGCAGCUGGAGCUCCAUCCGUGCCUUGAUUUUGCUGGUUGUUUUCCAAUGUCUGAAUUUAGGCCAAUCCUCAAAGCUUUAGAGCAGACCAGAGACCUGUGUGCUACCUCAUCCACUGAGGAUGCUCUCGUGACCCUUGAGCUGGGGAUCAGCAGUAGCCAAGACAGGUUUAUGCCAGCCGCCACACGGAAGCUCUUAGUGCUGCCUGAAUGACUUCACCCCGCCCUGCCCCUGGGUACGCUGUUACUGUGGCCCUUGAGUGCCACAUACCAUAUUUAUCAUACCAGUGUGAAGAGCCUCACUCUGGGAAUCAGAAGUGAGUUCUAAGCCUCGAGCUGUUCCUAUUUUGCUUUGACCUGGGACAAGUCACCUCUCCCUGGGCCUGCUCCCCCACGAGGCCCUUUCAGGACCCCGAGACGCUUCAGACUUGCCUGUGGUCCUAAGAAGAGCCUGGUCGGUCCACAAAGCCAGACUGACUCUGAGUGUUGUUUCAGGUCUUUCCUUGGAGCUCACUGGGGCCUAGUGUCCUGCUGGCUGCACCAGAGGGAGGAGCUGUCCCUGGCCUGGCCUUGAGAAGAGCUGGCAGGUCCACAAAAGCCAACUUAGGAGAGUGUGGUUGCUUUUCUGGGGAGCAGAUGCCCAAGGGGACAGACGCUGCUGGCUCAGGCCACUGGGUCUGGCUGAAGCACUGCUACCACCAGAGGCUUGGCUGAGCCCUGGAGGGAGGUUUGCCCUGUGGUUAGGCAGGGAUGGGUGUGGGGACAGGGCCGGGUAAGCUGGGGGAGUGUUGCCUGGGCAUGGCCAGCCCGGGGCAGUGCGGCCCAGGGGACCCUUCAGGGGAACAGGAGGGCCAGCCUGUGCUUCCCUCAAAUGCCCCAUCCCAUCCGGGCACUUUAUCCUCUUCUACGUUCUGCCUGCCACCUGAGUUCCCCCUUUGAUCAGUGAACCAGCACGAACUGAGCGCCUGUGGUGCAGGCCAGAGCGCCUGCAGGGACGGGUCCAGCUGGGGCUGACCCCUCAGUCCUGUCCUUUCCCUCCUGCUUUCCUGCCAGGUGUCAGUCAUUCACUGUGGCCCUUCACUCUUACUGCCUGGCUUUUUUCUCUCCUGCCUUUUGCGAUGUCAUCAUCUCUCUUUCUGUCUCUCCUUCCUUCCUUCAUUCAUUUAGCAAACAGGCUGUGUGCUGGGGCCUCAGAGAUGUACAAGACACGCCCGGCUGGAGUUCAGAGUCAAUGAGGGGAGACAGAAGUGUAAACAGGCAGAGUCUGGCAUGCAACCAGCAAAUGUCUGGAAAGACAGCUUCUCUGAAGAGCCCUGUGUCCUGCACAGAGGACACCGACAGUGCUCAGGAGCCCCUGGACUACAGUCUGCACUGGCCAGAAAGCUUGAAGGGUGAAGAGAUAAAGAAGUGCAGCCGAGAAGGGACACUACUGAGUAAAUACAACCAGCAAUACCACAAGCUGUUUAAGGACAUCCCUUUGGAGGAGGUGGUUCUCAAAGUGUGCUCCUGUGCCCUCCAGAGGGAUCUCCUUCUCCAGGGUCGGCUCUACAUCUCCCCCAACUGGCUCUGCUUCCAUGCCGGCCUCUUUGGCAAGGAUAUCAAGGUGGUCAUUCCCGUGGUGUCUGUACAAAUGAUCAAAAAACACAAGAUGGCACGGCUCCUUCCCAAUGGACUGGCCAUCACCACCAACACCAGCCAGAAGUAUGUCUUUGUGUCACUGCUCUCCCGGGACAGUGUAUAUGACAUGCUGAGGAGAGUCUGCACCCACCUCCAGCCUUCCAGCAAGAAGAGUCUGAGUGUAAGAGAAUUUCCGGAGGAAGCAGCAUGCAAGUCUCUGGAAGUCUUCAUCCCCGAGAUGAAGUGGAGAAAAGUGUGCCCUGCCUCCAGGUCCCUGUCCCUCCCAGACAACAUUCCUUGUAUCCCUCAGGCAUCCAUGGACUCCACGGACAGUAUUUUCCCCUCCAGAAAGCCUCCAAGGUCUGAGAAUGUUGUCUGUGAGGAGGACGAGCUGGAAGAGGAGCCCAAGAGUGACAGGGAGCUGAGGCUCUGGGACUACCGGCUCUUCAAGGUCUUCUUUGUGCUAAUCUGCUUCUUGGUCAUGUCCUCAUCCUAUCUGGCGUUCCGCAUCUCCCAGCUAGAACAGCAGUUAUGCUCCUUGAAUUGGGCUGUCUCAGUCCCUGGGCACAGGUAACAGCCACGUGGCCUUUGUCCCCACUCCUUCUCCAAGAAGAUUCUCUGGUGCUAAGUCUCCACCAUGAUCUCCUGGGUUUAUGCUGCUGCUGUGCUGAGAUUGAGUACGAAGGAAAAUAUUCCAGAUCCCUCCCCUUUUCCCCAACUCUUCCCCCACCCUCAAUGAGUGAUCUGAAGUACUGUUUAUGGGGUAACUGGCUCCUACAGUUUCGGACUCAAACAAGAAGCCAGAGUUUUUGGAACCAGCUAAGGAAUUCUGUACACUAAGGUUCAACUACCACUUAAAUGAGAAAAAAUUUAACCUCCUUGGAAACAGUUCUGGCACACAGGCCGAACACUGGAGGACACCUCAAGGGACAAAGCCAUGCUUUGAUACCUGGAACAUGGCUCUCUGUCACAUGGCUCACUCCAGUGGUGGGGUCAGAGGCCAGAACACAAACCAGCAGUGUGGGCUCUGCUCCCCGGCGCUCUCUCCUCUCACGGGCUUCGCCUGCUGAGGGCUGUGAACGCAGAGAGGAGGGCUCGUGGCCAGGAUUCCAGCGGGAGGCAAAUUUUCAUGCUCUGGGCUGAGGCUCUGCGCUGGCCCCUCAUGGGGAGGCUGGCUGAACCUGGGAAGAUGCUGCCUGCCGCAGGGGAUGGUGGCAGGGGCUGGGAAGGAGAAGUCCUAGAAUUCCAUGUUCUCAGCUCUCAUUUUCUAGUGGGAUAGGUGGAGCAGGGCCUUUGAUCACUGUGGCCACAGACCUGGUAUUGGGUCUUGCCUGGUGUGCCGGACAUUUUCAAGGUGUCCCAGGCCCUGGAAGUAGGGGAUGGGAAGGAUGGAGGGCUUUGAUUUGAGGUCUUGCUGUGUACUUCCUGCCUGACUGCCUGCUUCUUAGGCAUGGCCGAGGGCAGCCCGUCAGGGAGGGGUGGCUGGGCAGCCAGGUGUGUUGGUGUUGGGCCACCACAGGGCAGGGCUCACUCGCAUCACCUGUAGUCAGUGUGUUUCAGGUCAUAGAGGAAGGUCCUCCAUUUCAUGGGGUCUAUUCUCCAUUAAUUAGGUGGUGGUGUCCAAGGUGGGCCUGGUGUAAUGCAGGAACCAGGCCAAUGGGGUCCAUCUGAUACCUCUGGGGACAAAAGAGAUAGGGGAGGAGAAGGGUGGGCAUGGUGGUGAGUUUGCCUUAGAGAUUCCUCCUUCUCUGUCAGGGCCUUCUCUAUUCUUAAAAGCUUCCCUGUGCCCCAGAACUCUGGUCUGAUCUCCCUGGGACUCCCAUCUGCUAAGAUAGGAGGGCCUUAAGUUAGGAGGCCAGAGGUAUCAGGGAGAGUCAUUGGUGAUGGGGUGGGUGGUGUCAGAAAUAGCCACUGUUUUCCCCUCUUCAAACACUGAGAGGUUAACUAGAGGAAGAAAUUCAAGUGGAAAUUAUUUAUUGCAGAGCCAUGCUUAUCUGUCCUGUUUAUUACAAACCCAACUGAGGAUUGAAGGGACUGACAGGAAGAGACAACUCCCUGAGCUCAGACUGGAGGUCUCUUCAUCCUCUUCCCAUCCCUGUUUCUAGGAUUAAGCUUAAAGUCUGGCUGUGUGUGUUGCUUGCACCAAAUCUGUAUGUCUCAGGUGAAACUCACUGUUCCAUUCUCCUUACAGUGCCACGCUGGAUAUCCAUCCAGUGUUUUUUUUUUUUUUUCUUUGAAUCAGCCCUUUUUAUCAAUAUUUUCCAUCAUAUUUUCAGGGAAAUAACCCUCUUGCCCUAGCACUUCCCCUCCCUGGUGGGGGUGAACAAAUCCAUUCUCUGAGCCUUGCUAGGUUGAGCCAGAGGCCACAAGAGGUGCCAAGUCAUGGAUAGAUGUGCCAAGAUGCUGGUGAACCUGGUUUUCAGCUAUGUCUCAGGCUCAGAAAGGGCAAGAAGCAUGCUGUAGGGUAGGUGGUUUUGGAGGCAUGCUUGGGGCCCUGGGCUUUGAGUGGUGUGGCUGUGCCUGUCUUGCAGGAAAGCCUUCUGUCUCUCCCUUUUGUCCCCAGCCUGGUCCUCUGGGGCCACUGUACCUUCUUUUGUGCCCAUUUAUAAACUAUGUAUAUUUAUACAGA